AAAAAUAAAACAGAGAAGAUCGCAGAAGUGCCAAUAGAAACCCUAGCGAGCGGAGGGGGGACGAAGGAGACAAAGAACGAGACUUUGGGAGACGGGAGCUUUCGAUUUCGAUUAGAUUUGAGAUCAUCAAUCUCGUGAAAUCAAAAAUACAUAGGAGAAAGGUUUAGUGAUGGGUAAGAAGAAGAAGAGAGCGACGGAGAAGGUGUGGUGUUAUUACUGCGACAGAGAGUUUGAUGAUGAGAAGAUUCUGGUGCAGCAUCAGAAAGCUAAGCACUUUAAGUGCCAUGUCUGUCAUAAGAAGCUUUCUACAGCUAGUGGCAUGGUGAUUCAUGUUCUUCAGGUUCAUAAAGAGAAUGUUACAAAGGUUCCUAAUGCUAAAACCGGUCGAGAUUCAACCGAUAUUGAAAUAUAUGGAAUGCAAGGAAUUCCACCCGAUGUCUUGGCUGCUCAUUACGGAGAAGAAGAGGAAGAGCCUCCAGCAAAAGCUGCGAAAGUCGAAAUUCCUUCUACGCCUCUUGGUGGUGCAGUUCCUAGACCAUAUGGAAUGGUAUAUCCGCCUCAACAAAUGCCUGGUGUUGUGCGACCAAUGUAUUAUCCCGGUGCUACUAUACGUCCUCCUGGUCCUGUAUGGCCUAUGCCGCCUCCUCGCCCACAACAAUGGUAUCCGCAAAAUCCAGCGGUUUCUGUACCUCCAGCUGCUCAUUUAGGGUAUCGACCACAACCACUUUUUCCUGUUCAAAAUAUGGGGAUGACGCUGCCAACCUCAGCUCCUGUAGUACAACCUUCACCAAUGACUGGAGUUACACCUCCUGGGAUUCCUUCAUCAUCACCUGCAAUGCCGGUUCCUCAACCUCUGUUCCCUGUUGUGAAUAACAGCAUUCCUUCUCAAGCUUCACCAUUUUCUACUCCUCUGCCUGUUGGUGGGGCUCAGCAGCCGUCUCAUGCAGAUGCUUUAGGAUCAGUAAAUGCUUAUCCGCCCAACAAUUCUAUCCCAGGUGGGACUAAUUCCCAUUCUUAUGCCUCUGGUCCAAACACCAGUGGUCCUUCAAUUGGUCCACCUCCAGUAAUUGCAAAUAAAGCUCCUAGCAAUCAGCCUAAUGAGGUCUAUCUUGUAUGGGAUGAUGAAGCGAUGUCUAUGGAGGAGAGAAGAAUGUCCUUACCGAAAUACAAAGUGCACGAUGAAACCAGCCAGAUGAACUCGAUAAAUGCAGCCAUAGACAGACGAAUCUCAGAGAGUAGGCUUGCUGGGCGGAUGGCGUUUUAGAUUUCAGCACCAAACAAAACCAAACCUGUGGCGAAGAUAAAAGGCGAUAAUGAAGGGGCUUUGUUACUACAACUCUUCACUCACUUUUGUUCAGAUUUUCAGAAGCUGAAUUUAUGAUCUGACUUAAAGCUGUUACUUUCUGUUGUAUUCUUUAGCUAAGGUGAGUUAGUUUACCAUUUUCAUUGUUUUAGGGAUCUCAGAGAUGUUUCUCUCCAAAAGUUUGAGUCUUUCUUUCUUUUUAUGUCCUUGGGAGACUUCAAGAACCUUGGUCUCUUUUUGUUCUGAAAUCUGAAUUGAUCAAGUAUUAUAUAAUACAGAUUCACCAAAA
Messenger RNA from Camelina sativa (false flax), 1592 nucleotides. The record is from RefSeq and is a predicted model, not a curated record. Lineage: Eukaryota; Viridiplantae; Streptophyta; Magnoliopsida; Brassicales; Brassicaceae.